This is a messenger RNA of Stylonychia lemnae, 1941 nucleotides long. Lineage: Eukaryota; Ciliophora; Spirotrichea; Sporadotrichida; Oxytrichidae. The record is from the annotation of a GenBank genome assembly.
AUGCCAGAUACCCCUAAGUUAUUUAUGAAGCUAAGGUACGGAAUCCCCUAGGUUCAGCACUAUGGUCAGGAUGGAGACCUAAAUUUUAUGGUAAUAGAUAUUCUCGGCCCUUCACUUGAAGAUUUGUUUAAUUACUGCGGUCGCUAAUUUACUCUUAAGACUACAUUGAUGCUGGUAACAUAACUUGUUGAGAGGUUCAAGUACAUUCACAAGAAAACUUUUGUGCAUAGAGACAUAAAGCCUGACAAUUUUCUUAUGGGACUCAAAGAUAAAUCACAUGUCGCUUAUGUGGUAGAUUACGGACUCGCUAAGAGAUUUUACGAUCCUAAAGCAAAAACUCAUAUUCCAUAUAGAAACGAUAAAAGCUUAACAGGGACAGCAAGGUAUGCCUCUAUUCAUGCUCAUCUUGGUGAAGAACUUUCAAGAAGAGACGAUUUAGAGGCAGUUGGUUUUGUAAUGCUAUACUUCUACAAGGGAUAACUGCCUUGGUAAAACCUCCCGGCUUUUAGUAAAUCAGAGAAGUACAGACGGAUCAAAGAGACUAAAGUUGCUAUCACAUUAGAGGAGCUAUGUUAAAAUAGUCCGAAUGAGUUUUUGACAUACCUUAAGCAUUGUAGAAAUCUUUAAUUUGAAGAAAAGCCUAAUUAUGAACUUCUUCAAAACACAUUAAAUGAUCUUGCAGAAAAGGAGGGUUUGGAUCUCAACGAUAAAAUUUACGAUUGGGUUAUAAAAGAUUAAAAAGUUCCAAGAAAUAAUCAAAUUUUAUCUUAAAUUGAAGGACAGACUAAUCCACAGGAUAAAAAACAUGGAGAAGAGUAGUAGCAAAUAAGGUAGGAAAGCGAAAAAAAGGAAUUCUAAUUUGCAAGUUUUCUAGAUGCCUAGCGUAUAAUAAGAGGAGAUCAGCUUCGGAAUAUAAUAAUGGACAUUGAUCAUUAAAAGGGAGGAAAUAUCAAUUAGAAUCUCAAGCAAGAGUAUAAGGAGCUUCGAGAAAGAGGUUUCAAGCGUAAGCAAGCAUAGAAUGUACUCGGGGUUGAAACAUUUAAAAGAGAAGGUCCAAAUAUUAACCAGAACAAAAGAUGUAAAUUGAAUGAGUACAAAAAAAAUUGUGAGAACGAAGCUGUUCUUAAUUAGAAUGCUUAGUAAAUUCCUCUAUAAAAAAAUAACUUCAAGCCAAUCCCUAAUAAUCUUGAUAACAAGUCAAGUGAGAUAUAGGAGGAGAUAGCUAUGGAAGAAGGAUCAAUAGGUGUGAUGGAUUCAAAAUCAUUUGGAGCUAAGCCAUCUAAAUUUCAGACACACCCUAACAAACGAAAGAACAAAGUGAUAAUAGUUGAUGAUGAAGAGGAAAAAGAGUUUGGGAUGCAUACAUCAAUUGACAUGAAUGUGAGAUCAAGAACAUAGAAUAAUCAAAAUAGAAUUAUAUCAUAAUUCGGCUUGAUGGAAGGGUCGAGUUACCAUCCUGGAAACGGUAAUUUUAAUUUCCAAGGUGCCCCUGGAAUGCAUGAUCAGACUCCUGAUAGAGUCAAUGCUCUUGAUAAUCUUCUAGGUGUUUAAGGGUUCGGUGAAUUCAAUUAGGCUUAGAAAGCUGGCUUAGUCUCAAUAAAUAAUGGCUUUGACAGAUCAAAAAGUACUCAAAAUUAACACGGGCAUUAGAUAUAAGAUGCUGAAGCAAAUAUUGAGCUUAAGAAAAUAGGAUUUUCAACAAAUAAUUUACCUGAUCCUGAUAAAAAUAAGUCUAACCAAUAAUAUAAACUAAAUCAUUUCCAGAAUGAACUAUAGCAAAAAUUAAAUAAAACAUAGUAACAUCAAAAUAUAUCAGAAAUUAAAAACUUUAAUGCUAGUUCUGCAAAUGACCUUAGUGUUCAAAAUAUCUAGAAUCAAUUGUUAAAAACAAUAAACUAACAUAUUGUUGCAGAAAAAAAGAGCGAUUGUUUAAUUUUUUGA